Cylindrotheca closterium is the source of this 900-nucleotide messenger RNA. The record is from the annotation of a GenBank genome assembly. Lineage: Eukaryota; Bacillariophyta; Bacillariophyceae; Bacillariales; Bacillariaceae.
AUGUCACGAGCCUUUGCGUCGUGUGAGGGUCUCAUAACGGCGGAAACAGUAACACAAGAAACCACCACCACCCACCUGCAGAUUGGCCGUGAAGCCUUUUGUGGCUGUUCGGCCUUGAUCAAUAUUUCUUUGGAAGAACUGAUUCGAGUUUUAGUUUUGGAGGAAUACAAUGCUGAGGAGGAGGUCUCCAGAGACGCCUUUGGUUUCACACCAAUGCAUAUUAUGGCGGCAUCGUUUCAUUUACAAGAAGAUAUUCUGGAUUGCCUAUUGGACUGGUAUCCUCGUCAAAUACUCCAACGAGACCGACAUGGAUUGCGUCCCAUGGAUUACUUACUUUGGAAUACUGUGAGUGCAACGACGGUUUCUCUCAUCAAGAUGAUAUUGCACAAAACCAUUGUUUCCACCAUUGCCAGCUGGAGGGGAGGCGAUAAACGGCAAGAAGAAUUGAAUGCUCGAUUGGAUUCUAUACUGAAAGUGGACGAUCCUGUUGGCGAUCGAAUCCAGCAUGUUCAUGAUUUCCUAGAAUAUGCUGGGUACUAUGUGAGGUUGCAACCGAUAUUUGUUUUGGAAUUGACAAUGUGGAAGUGGAGAAUGACGAGAGGAAUGGGAGAUGAAGGCGACUAUGACAAUAACUACCGACAAAACUGCAGAUUCCAGUCGGGGACCGAUGUCGUCGUUGCGAAUGUUACAGACUUUUUGUGGCAUGGCCAAACGAGGGUUUCCUCGGCUCAGCAGUUACAUCCGCUGUCGGCCAUGGUGGUCGGUGACGAAAUGAUUUUUGGAAUGGAACAACAACAGCAAGUCCAAGAGCAGGAGGAUGAGAAUGAUGAUUCGGACAACGAAAAUGAUGAUGUUUGGGAUGAUGAUGAUGAUAAUGAUGAUGAUUCAUUCGGGCGAUGA